CGCGUCUGACAGUCACAGCAGGGACACUGAAGGACUAUUGUGGACGAAAUCAAAAUGAAAAGGAAUCAAGAUUUUAGCUCCUCGGACAGCGAGCUGGAUGAGACUAUUGAGGUGGAGAAGGAGAGCACAGAUGAGAAUGGGAAUAUGAGCUCUCCUCUGGGCUCCAUGUCCCCCACAACAUCAACUCAGGUGCAGGCGAGGAAAAGGCGUCGAGGAAUUAUUGAGAAGCGGCGUCGGGACAGAAUCAACAACAGCCUGAGUGAGCUCCGCAGGCUGGUUCCCAGCGCCUUUGAGAAACAGGGUUCAGCCAAACUGGAGAAAGCAGAGAUUUUGCAGAUGACUGUCGACCAUCUGAAGAUGCUUCAUGCUGCUGGGGGCAAAGGUUAUUUUGACGCCCAUGCCCUGGCAAUGGACUACCGUGGUUUGGGUUUCAGGGAGUGCCUGGCUGAGACAGCCCGCUAUCUGAGUAUAAUCGAAGGCUUGGACAGCACAGACCCUCUGCGGAUCCGUCUGGUCUCACACCUCAACAACUACGCCAGUCAAAGAGAGGCCCACUCCGGCCUGAAUCACCUGGCAUGGGGCUCUGCCUUUGGAUCCCCUCCUGCCCACCUGACCCACCCUCUCCUCCUCCAGCAUCAACAGGGGGCAGCUUUGGCUCCUUUACCCCGCAGUGCCACCAGCAGCCCACAAACUCCUCUGUCAUCCACCUCGACUUCAUCCUCCUCUUCCUCCUCCUCUUCUUCAUCAUCCACAUCAGUUGCAGAGACUCACAUUCCGGGCAGGCGUAGCGGCAGCGCCACCCCCCACUCAGAUCAAGGCCCGAUCCGGGUUCCCCCCACCUCCGCCACUCCUACCACCGUCCUUCACCAUGCCUUGGUCCCCUCAUCAGCGUCCAAGCUCUCCCCUCCGCUCCUCUCCUCCCUCUCGGCAUUCCCUUUCCCCUUCAGCGCCUUCCCCAUCAUCUCCCCCACCGCUACUGUCAGCCCCCCUGUACCGACAUCCAGUGUGGGCAAACCCUACAGACCCUGGGGUAUGGAAAUAGGAGCCUUCUGACUGAAGUGAAAACCUCAAAUGCAAUCCACAUAUAGACUCUUAACACAGCUGAGCUGGACUUUCAAGGACAAGACUUUUUAAUAUCCUUGCUAAGAAAGUACUAUUUUUUCUAUGAUGUUGACCUCCCACAGAGGAUAUACCUAUACCUAUAGCUAUAGGAUUUUUUUUAUUUUCUUGCUAAUGUAUUGUGUUUUGCAUAGAAGAAAAAAACAGUGAGGAGGGAGACCACGACUAAAAAACAGCAAGGGUGAUUUAUUGUGUUGAUUGAUCUGUGUUCCUGCCCACCCCUUUAGAAGUCUCACCCACUGUUGUCAGCCUAUCAGGAAUGGCUUUUCCAGAUGGUCAAGCAGUCGCUUGUCAAGUUCCUUGGCGAAACUGCCCCCCCCACCCCCCACACC
Scomber japonicus (chub mackerel) is the source of this 1451-nucleotide messenger RNA. It is a transcript of the gene hey1, whose product is annotated as hes-related family bHLH transcription factor with YRPW motif 1. Gene Ontology annotation, biological process: anterior/posterior pattern specification; regulation of neurogenesis; circulatory system development. NCBI's taxonomy places the organism in Eukaryota, Metazoa, Chordata, Actinopteri, Scombriformes, Scombridae. Gene Ontology annotation, cellular component: nucleus. Gene Ontology annotation, molecular function: protein dimerization activity; RNA polymerase II cis-regulatory region sequence-specific DNA binding; DNA-binding transcription factor activity, RNA polymerase II-specific. The record is from RefSeq and is a predicted model, not a curated record. The transcript is spliced from 5 exons. The coding region runs from base 55 to 1053 and encodes 332 amino acids.